Lactuca virosa is the source of this 663-nucleotide messenger RNA. NCBI's taxonomy places the organism in Eukaryota, Viridiplantae, Streptophyta, Magnoliopsida, Asterales, Asteraceae. The record is from the annotation of a GenBank genome assembly.
AUGGCUUUCCCAAACAUGGUACUUAAGCUGCUGGUCCAAAGGAGAACCCAAAAAGUUUUAUUUGCAGAAGCCACUAAGGAGUUUGUAGAUUUUCUGUUGCACAUCUUCUCUCUGCCUCUCGGCACCCUCAUCCAGCUACGGGGUUCCAAUCAAAUGGUAGGUAGUUUGGGUCAACUCAAAGAAAGCGUUGAGAUAUUGAAUCAAGCUUACUUUCAACCAGGUAUCCGUAAAGAUGAUAUCGUUAACCCUAAAACAACGUUCAAUGGAAACAUGCCUCUGUUGUCGAAUGAUGCCUCUAUGGAUGAUGAACCUUAUACACCAAAAACACUCUACAGUUGUGGUGCUUUGAUGAAUUUCCGUUUGACGCCUGCUGGGCCGCCUAAAAAGGACGAUGAGGCGGCGAUGAAGGAAGCGGAGAGGAAGAAAGUACUACAAGGUGGGUAUGUGAAGGAGGUGGUGACUUAUAUGGUUAUGGAUAACUUGGUGGUGAAACCCAUGUCCACCAUUUCUAGCAUUACUCUCAUCAAUAGCUUUGGGGUGAAUGAUCUGAAUCAGCUUGAGGAGAAAUUAUUUUCAUUUGGAAAUGAUGAGGCACUGGAGUUGUUGAAGGCGUCUUUGAUGACGGACCAAGUGCUAACGACUCUGUUCAGGCAGAUGGAAUGA